Messenger RNA from Paramormyrops kingsleyae, 5146 nucleotides. RefSeq lists its product as uncharacterized. Gene Ontology annotation, molecular function: type II transforming growth factor beta receptor binding; transforming growth factor beta binding; glycosaminoglycan binding. The record is from RefSeq and is a predicted model, not a curated record. NCBI's taxonomy places the organism in Eukaryota, Metazoa, Chordata, Actinopteri, Osteoglossiformes, Mormyridae. Gene Ontology annotation, biological process: epithelial to mesenchymal transition; regulation of transforming growth factor beta receptor signaling pathway; transforming growth factor beta receptor signaling pathway.
GGACUUGUUGCGCAGCUCCCGUCUGCUUGCCGAGUGUAAAUUCCGAGCCAGUGGAAGACGUGCAAGAGUUCAGCUGAAAGUCAGAAGCCUUCCCCGUCCUUACUGUACCUUUCAGUAUAUAAAGAGACAUUUCGACUCUCAACUUAAAACACCUGCCUGGGACAUUAGCCAGCCCCGAAUCCACUCCACUGGCCGACUGGAAAGACAACUCACCCCACCGUUGCUUGCACUGCACCAGUCACUCUUCACACAUGGAGACCCCUGUUGUUGCUGCCGCCAUCUUGAUUUUGGCCUUCGCAACCAUGGCAACCUCAGAAUACCCAAGAACUUGUGAACCCCUGGAAAAAACAGAUAAGAGACUCUGGAGUGGUGAGGCCCAGAACAUUUCAACUGCCUGCCAGAGCAACUACAGCAUGAACAGUUACGAGGUCCACAUUCUGAGCCUGGAGUUCACCGCUACGGACAGCAAUUCGUCUGAUAUGUUACUCAACCUGACUGCGAUGAAAUCAUCACAUCUGAUUGUCAGCAGCAAUGUCAGGAUUUCCAUCUACGUCAGUGCUUUGGAAAAUAAAGAGCACCUCAAUAUCAUAACAACCGAUCAGGUGUCCACAAAAGGUCAUGUAUCAGUCCUGAUGACCCUCCCUUCAAAUGCAGAGGAUCUCCUGAAAGGCGUCACAGCACUCUUCGGUGGCGUGACUUCUUCAACUUCGAUUAAAGAUCCAAAAUCUAUCAGUUUCUCUGGGGUACAAGCUAGUGGGACCACCCAGCCACCGACAGAACAAGCUAUUGCAGAUCUGAGCAUCUGCAAGCAGUUGGAGCGGAUGUCUUUUCAGAUGAACUUAUACACCUCCCCGGAUUACACAGCCCCUGUAGACGUCACCACCCACGUUCAGAUCGGCAAGCUCCUUUAUGCAGAGAUUUCCAGCAGCAUCACUCUGAGAGAGAUCCUUCUCCAUUUCAAAGUGACCAGCUGUUCAGUGUCUUCAGGCACUGACCAUAACAUGGUGUGGGAUCUGCCCUUCACUGAGGUGCCCUGCCCUCCGCAAGCCUGUCGCCACAGCACCAGACUGAGCCUCUCCCCCAUGGAGCCCCGAGAGCCGACCGCUGCCAACUGGGCCUUGGAGUGCUCCAUGAUGGUCUGGACCACUGAGAGUGAUCGCCCCGUACCAUGUGCAUAUUCUACGUCAGUGAAGCGAAACAUUGAACUUACGCCUCCGUCCUUACAUCCCGCACAUAACCAAAAAGACCAGGUACCUCUGACGAUGCAGCUGUUCAUCACCCCAGAUUUCAUGGAUCCGAUCGACCAGACGACCCGAAUUCCGAGGGACACGCCCAUUUACGCUGAGAUUUCCAGCAACACUCUGGGAGGAAUCGUUCUCCAGUUCAAAGUUACCAGCUGUUCAGCGGCUUUGGGGUUCCAUCUCGGCUUGGUGUGGGAUCUGCCCUUCACAGAGGUGCCCUGCCCUCCGCAAGCCUGUCGCCACAGCACCAGGCUCAGCCUCUCCCUAAUGGAGCUCCCAGAGCCAGCCGAUGCCAGCUGGGCCUUGGAGUGCUCCGCGCAGAUGUGCGCCAACAUGGAUAAUUUUACAUCUGGAUGUGUAAAUGUUGGCUCAGUGAGGAGAAACCUUAUGGUUGCCUCAUAUUUAUUUCCAACCAGUUUACCAUUUAUGGAAGACAGCCAAGCGCAUGUAUUCAGGGAGCGUAAAGACACAGGAGCCCCCUCUCUCUCUUUUCACCCAGACAUUGGGCCCAGCCAGCCCGCUCCGGAUAGCCAGAAAGACCAGGUACCUCUGCUGAUGCAGCUGUUCACCUCCACGGAUUUCAGCGAUCCGAUCGACCCGAUGACCCGGGUUCCGAGCGACAAGCCCCUUUAUGCUGAGGUUGCCUACCGCACGCUGGGCGACAUCAGCAUGUCCGUCUAUCUCCAAGUGACCACGUGCAUAGUGACCUCAAGGUCCAGCUGCGACGCCAGCCUGAGCCUGCCCUUCACCACCGAGCGCUGCCCGGCCAAAGUCUGCCCCCACAGCGUCCGGCUCGGCUUCUCCCUCCUGCCCCUCCAGCAUUUGCGCCCCAGCAGCUGGUUCCUGGAGUGUCCCGUCCAGAUGUGCUUCCCAGAGGGGAAUUAUCAAUGCAUAGAUGUUGGCUCCGUGAAGAGAAACUUAGAGAUCACCAGAGCAUCCUUAUCUCCAGCCAGGCAGUGUGUUGAUUUUGGUCCCUCUGCUGUCCUGGGGGUGGCUUUCGGGGGGUUCCUGACUGGCGUGGUCUUCGUGGGAAUUCUGUGGUUCAUCAGAACGCGUACUGGGUGUCCCCGUUUGCAAACCAAGCGGGACCCGGUCUCUGCCAUCCCACCCCCUUCUGAAAACAGCAGCGCCAAUGGCAGCAUCGAUAGCACCCAAAGCACCCCCACCAGCAGCAUGGCGUAGGGAGGCCCUCUCAGCUGGGUGCUGUCCACCACACCUCCUGUAGGAAGUGCGGGAGGUAGGGGCUGGAGAGGUAUGGUUAACUUUUGGGGGGAAAGUUCUGAUCUACCCUCCCAAAGUCAUCUCCCAGACCUCUUAGCAAAACAAGACAUGGGAAGUCAAGAGAAAGGUCUGCUUCAAGCAACAGGAAAAGCAAAGACUAUCCCCCAAGGACUAACAGGAAAUUUGUUACAUUCUUUUUAAUAAGCACUGGUGCUCCAAUAGCCACUCAAUAAGAUGUCUACAGAAAAAAGCCAAAGAUAGUCUGUCAGACAUUGUGCAGCACACUGUUUUGCCCUAUGGUGGCUUCCGUAGAUUUGGCAAGACAUUAGUAACUAUUUUGAAUAAUCUAGACACAGAGAUUUUAACUUCCUGUUUCCCAUCAGGAUGGUCCGUCAUCUUUAAAAAAGUUUUCUCUCGUGAUAUAUUUAUCUUCUGUGGGUUUACCACUUUCCAUGUAAUUAAGGUUGUCUGUUAUCAGACUGAAGGUCGUUUUGGAAAAGGCUACCUCUAACUUCUGCAUGAUUGUAACCAUAAUGCUUUCGUCUUGGUUGAUACCCUACAUGAGCCUUGUUGCGUUAGUCGCCUUAAGUUAGGCUGUCUUCCCUUGUUUUUUUGUGCCUCCACAUCAUCAUUGACGGAAAUUGCUGGGCAAUAUGUCGUAAAAAGGCACCCUUAGUGUCGACGAGAAUCGGAUGCCUUUAGUAGAAUCUUCUAUAAGUUGUUCUCCUCAAAUGCCAAAUAGAGAAGUAACCACAUAUUUUUUAAGAUGUUAUCAGAUAACAAAAAUAUUAAUCUCAGGUUACACUUUCUUGCCUUUUUUUUUAUAUUCGAGAGUGAUACAUGGCUAGUAUUUGACCAAAGUUGAAAUGAGAGACUGAAUGAAAAGUAAAUGUCUAUAUAUAUAUAUUGUUUUUGUGUCUUAUUGUCCAGAAAAUAUGAACUUAUGAGAUUUGUAUCCUCAGUUAAAUGUACUUUGUUCUUUGAUCUGGCUGGGAACAAAGAAAUUUUUCAACCCUGGUGAGGAUGUCGAGCACUACAAUAUACAUGACUUUUUUUUUUUUUUAAAUGUCAUAAACCUUUGCUGCAUUUCCUGGAAUUUCAAUUUUGGUAUCUUGACUCUUGCAUCUUGACUCUUUAGAUUUUUUUUUCCGAAUGACUUCUUAAUCGUUUUCUGAUUCUUUUCAGUAAGUACUGUACAGUUUGAAAAUUGAACAUUCACUUGAUGUAGCUUAACACAAGAUAUAUGUCACACGUAAAUGUUUUUCACUUAAUGUUGGUGUAUUGAGGUCGGGUGACACUUUACAUUGUGUUUCUCUUUCUAUAUGUGUAGUGUGUUGCGUGCAUGUGUGUGCGUGAGAAAAAAGAAGAAAGAUAGAUUUUGUGUGAACACAAGGUGUGGGCAAGUGGAGGGAAUAUUAGAUAAAUAUUUGCCACUUGAGUUGGUGCAAUAUUUUGAAGUAUACAUUUAUGUUACAUAGUAUUUCAAGUAUCUCCUAUUUCAUAAUAAUUUUAUUCCUGUGUUGUUAGUUACUUUCUUACUUGUAAUGGCUAUUCAAUGGUCUAAAUCAGUGUUUCCCAACCCAGUCCUUGGGGAACCCCGGACAGUCCAUGUUUUCGCUUCCUGUAAGCUCCCAGCCCACCUGUACCAGGGAACUGGGAAGGAGCAAAAAUGUGUACUGUCCGGGGUUCUCCAAGGACUGGGUUGGGAAACACUGGUCUAAAUCAUUUUGAGCUUAAUGCCAAAAUACAUGUGUCUUCUAAUGAAAAAUGUAACUGUCCCCACUUAGGACUGAUUGUGCAGCCGUGUGUCUGCUGUUAACCUUCUCUCCCAUUGUGUACUGUGGAGCCAUGAUCUGUGCUGUACAACAAAGAGCGAUUGCUGGUCAAAACUUGGCGGUUAACCUAGUCAUCUCUGACAGUCCGCAGUCCCUCUCUUGGGCCUGUUCAUCCAUACCCUCAAGAAGGGAGACUCACAGCAUAGAGUGGAGAUGAUCUGGUUGGCAUGGAAAUUUUUUGGCCUGGAGUGACAGACCUUCCUUGGGAAGGACGUCAAGACAGACAUUUGGAGGGGGGCUGAGGGGGUGAUUGAGAGGCACGUGGAGGGGGAGUCACACAAUCCAUCAGCCCAUUUGCUCCUCGUCACCGUGGCUCUCUUCUUGACCUCGGUCAAGUCUUUCACUCUGAGAGAUACUACAUCACCGGGCAAAUCACUAACUCUGCAUAAGAAGCACAAUUUUGCCUGUUUGUGUAACAGUAUCGUCUCGUGAGGAAAGGACACAGGGUGGAGGGCAGGGCCCCAAGACAUCGCUUGGGUGGUUUCAGGGAAGCGACACAGCUGACAGCUUUGGGACCCGUCCAAACAGUUUACAAGACGACCAGCGCUGAACCCCCCCCAGCCCGCUGCCCGGAGACAGCACCACACACAUCUCUGUCAGUGUAUUGUAUGUCUCUCCUUAUUUUAAGCAGGUGAGACAACGUUAUGUGCUGACCAGAGUGUGGAAUUUUCCAGACUUUUCUGGAAGGGAGGCUCUCUCUCUCUUCGUCACUGUUGUGUGUCUUCAGAAAUGCCCUUGCAAAGCCUUGCCUCACUCAUCGAUAAUUGCAAAUUCACUUUAUUUUGUAAAGGUGUCUUUUAUAUAAUUUUCAUUGUAUACAAACAGACAUAAAUAAACUAAUCUAAGUAC